Molecule: messenger RNA, 1094 nt
Organism: Vigna radiata var. radiata (mung bean)
Lineage: Eukaryota; Viridiplantae; Streptophyta; Magnoliopsida; Fabales; Fabaceae
Product: putative WEB family protein At1g65010, chloroplastic
Biological process (GO): reciprocal meiotic recombination
Source: RefSeq, a predicted model, not a curated record
AUGUACCACCUUACUGUGGCGGGUUCAUCGCGCUUUAGGCUGAAAAAAGAGAAGGCAAAAGCGAUUCAUGAGCUGAAAGAAGCGCAGAGAGUGGCUGAGGAAGCAAAUGAGAAACUCAUGGAGGCAAUGGUGGCUCAGAAGCGAGCCGAGGAGGAUUCCGAGAUUGAGAAGUUCCGAGCCGUUGAGUUGGAACAGGCUGGAAUCGAAGCUGUUCAGACGAAGGAAGUGGAAUGGCAGAAAGAGCUGGAGAAUGUGAGGAACCAGCAUGCUUUGGAUGUGGCUUCUCUUCUCUCCACUGCUCAGGAGCUUCAGCGGAUUAAGCAAGAACUUGCCAUGACUUGUGAUGCAAAGAACCAAGCACUGAGUCAUGCUGACGAUGCAACUAAAAUUGCGGAGCUUCAUGUGGAGAAAGCCGAGAUUCUUUCAGCUGAACUGAUGCAUUUGAAGGCUUUACUAGAUUCGAAGCUGGAAACUGAGGCUAGGGAAAACAAGAUUGUAUCGGAACUGCAAACAGAGAUUGAAGUUCUUAAUGAAGAACUUGAAAAGGCAAAGGAUUAUGAUGUGAAGUUGACGGAGAAAGAAAAUCACAUUGAACAUCUUAAUGUGGAGCUUGAAGCUGCCAAGAUGGCUGAAUCUUAUGCACACAGUCUGCUAGAGGAGUGGACAAAAAAGGUCGAGGAGCUAGAAGUGAAGGUUGAAGAAGCAAAUAAGUUGGAGAGAUCUACAUCAGCGUCUUUGGAAUCAGUAACAAAACAGAUGAAAGGAAGCAAUGAGUUGUUACAUGAAGCAAAAUCUGAAAUUUCUAGUCUUAAAGAGAAGGUGGGAUUGUUGGAGAUGACAAUUGGUAGACAGAGGGAAGAUCUUGAGGAGUCAGAGCGUUGUCUUCUUGUGGCUAAGGAAGGGAGUCUUGAAUUGUCAAAGAAGGUUGAAAGUCUGGAAUCUGAACUUGAGACAGUCAAAGAAGAGAAGGCUCAGGCUUUGAAGUGGAGAUGAUUGCAUUGAAGAUGCGCGAUGAACCCUAAGUUGCCCAUAAUUUCCCAAUCCCAAUUGCAAUUUUUACCCAAAUAAUCUUCUGACCACAAUUGAUUUACUUA